Messenger RNA from Oryzias latipes (Japanese medaka), 3222 nucleotides. It is a transcript of the gene snx9b, whose product is annotated as sorting nexin 9b. The record is from RefSeq and is a predicted model, not a curated record. Gene Ontology annotation, molecular function: phosphatidylinositol binding; protein binding. NCBI's taxonomy places the organism in Eukaryota, Metazoa, Chordata, Actinopteri, Beloniformes, Adrianichthyidae. Gene Ontology annotation, biological process: mitotic cell cycle; endosomal transport; plasma membrane tubulation. Gene Ontology annotation, cellular component: plasma membrane; cytoplasmic vesicle.
CGGUUUUGCUCCGUCACAGUCACAGGUCAUUCCUUCCUCCGCGCUGUCAGCAGCUGAAUACGCCUUUCAAAUUCGGUACUCAUUUUAAGUAGUACUGUCACUUCUCUCACACACUUUUAUAUUUAUUUCUUUUUUAAAGUUUUUAAUCUGACGUUAUUGUGUGCUGUGGGACGUAUGUCCAGCGGGACGUUCGCUCGUUGUGUUUUUUACGCCUUCAGUUGGGAAAAAAACAGCGGGGAAGAAAUGUCCGGCUGAGGAGCAGUCUUGAAAACUACUCGGGCUGUUGUGGGAAUGACUGAUCAAUGCUGUCACUAUGGCAUUUAAGGCACAGGUUUUAUACGAUUUCACAGCGGAGCCUGGAAACGUUGAGCUGACAGUGAAGGAGGGCGAGACGAUCACCGUCACAAACGCGAAUAUUGGAGGCGGCUGGAUUGAAGCUCAGAACUCCAGGGGGGAAACUGGAUUGGUGCCCGAGGAUUACAUUGAGUACAGUAAUCAGUUUUCUGGAACAGCAGGAACUGCUGCGCCUCCUGCAAACGUGGGAAAUGCUGCAGUCCCUGACCUCUCUUUCUUCGAUGAAUUUGCACCUACAUCAACAUCUGCACCAAAACAGGUAGAUGCUGGGGGUUUGAGCCCCCAGCUGGACUCCACUGACACCCCAGUUCCCCCCAUUCUUUUGGCCCCCGAGGAGGCUAGUAACGGCAAUGAUCCGUGGUCGGUGUGGAAUUCAGACCCCUCAAGGGGCUCCAACAAUAACUGGGCACCCAGUGCUGAGGGGAACCAGACAGGAAGGAACGCUCCAGAGCCCUGGAGCUCCGGGACACACAGCCACCCUCAGGCUUACCAAGGCCCAGACAUCUACCCAUACCUUAUUGAUCACACAGGGGCAGAAGAUGAUGAGUGGGACGACGAAUGGGAUGAGAUGAAGUCCACCAGCGGUUACUCAGAACCAGGAGAAGGUGGAGCAAUUCAGAGGGGUGGAACGCAUGCCUCUUCAAUGAAAAUAUCUCUCAACAACAGGUUUCCAGGGUUCUCCAAAUCUGGUCCAGAGCUCUUCCUCCUUUGCAAGCAAGCUGCCAAAGGCAAAGAGAAAAUAUCCAUUUAUUUGGGAGAGGUUGGUCCCGUCUGGUUUUACCCAGAAGCCCAGCUUGACUGUAUUGUAGCGGAUCCAAAGAAAGGUUCAAAGAUGUACGGUCUCAAGAGCUACAUUGAGUACCAGAUAACACCAAAUACCACAAACCGGCCGGUUAAUCACAGAUACAAGCACUUUGAUUGGCUCUAUGAGAGGCUCCUGGAUAAAUUUGGCUCUGCCAUCCCAAUUCCUUCUUUACCAGACAAGCAAGUUACAGGCCGUUUUGAGGAGGAGUUCAUUAAGAUGCGAAUGGAGCGGUUGCAGGGUUGGAUGACCAGAAUGUGCAGACACCCUGUUGUAUCCAGCAGUGAAGUGUUUCAGCUCUUCCUGUCCUACAAAGAUGAGAAGGACUGGAAGAUGGGGAAGAGAAAAGCAGAAAAGGAUGAGACGGUUGGAGUGAUGAUCUUUACCACAAUAGAGGCUGAGGCUCCAGACCUGGAUCUUGCAGAGGUAGAACAGAAAUGUGAGCAGUUCAGCAGGUUUACCAAAGCCAUGGAUGAUGGCGUGAAGGAGAUCCUCACAGUGGGAAACGAGCACUGGAAGAGAUGUACAGGACCCCUGCCAAAAGAGUACCAGAGAAUCGGCAAAGCCUUCCAGAACCUCUCCUCUGUCUUCACCAGCAGCGGGUACCAAGGUGAGGCAACUCUGACCGAUGCCAUGACGGCAGCAGGGAAGACGUACGAGGAAAUCGCUCAGAUCGUGGCAGAGCAGCCCAAAAAGGAUCUGCACUUCCUAAUGGAGACCAACAAUGAGUAUAAGGGUCUUCUCGGAUGCUUUCCAGACACUAUUGGAGUCCAUAAGGCAGCCAUUGACAAAGUGAAGGAGGCUGAUAAGCUGGUGAACACCAAUAAAAUCACUGCUCAGGACAAAGUGACCAUGGCUAAACGGGCCAGCACCAUGUCUUAUGCUUUGCAAGCCGAGAUGAACCAUUUCCAUAGCAACCGCAUCUACGACUACAACAGGGUCAUGCAGCAGUAUCUGGAGGAGCAAGUCAAGUUCUACGAGACGAUUGCUGCAAAGCUGAGGCAUGCGCACAGUCAGUUCACUACCAUGUGAAGGCGCACUACGAGACAGGAAGUUCAAGCAAGUUCGUCAUCUGCAACAUUUUUGCAUAGAUGGCAUUCUGUGCUCCCCCCUUCUUUAAUUUAAACUUCUUCCAUCAGCAGUUGCAGCUCCUGGAGCUGGGUUGCAGGAUAUGACACGUGAAUUUCAUGAAUGCUUUUCUCUGUCCAACAUCCACAACGUUUAAAACAGGAAGUUUACACCCUCUGAGUGGCUCCAUCCUAAGAAGUGAGCCACAGUUUAUCACCACAAUAAAGCAUUACAUCUGACUUUUAUCUGGCAACAUUUAGCUGUUUUUAACUACGAAAGGAGGGAUGUUGGUCAGUACUGGUAACUUUAAUCCAAAACCAAAGCCGUCCUUCUGUAGUCGGGGAACAGCCGGAAGUUUGAUUCACAUAGGAAGCCUUAACUUUAUAUAAAAGCUUUACUGUAUGUGUCUUUGAGCUGCCUCUGUGAACUUGUUGACGUUCACAGAAGCAGAGGUGCCUUUCUCUGACUGAACAGAGUCCAUGCGUUUCCUCCGCAUGUCCACUGCUGGCAGUGCCUCACCCCCUUUCAGCCCCGCACUUCCUCAAAGGCUAACAGGAAGCUCCACCUUUUUCCUGAGCCAGCCACACGUCCUGCUGAUCAGAAAACUGACAUUUCAAAUUUAGUACAAUGUUAUGCAACUUUACGUUUUAGGUGACGAAUCACAAAUGAAGUCCACAUUGGAGGGUUUUCUCCUUUGACAUGGUUGGUGAAUCAGAUCUAAGGAUUUUCAUAAUAAUCUUCCUAUGACCCCCCCCCCCAAAAAUUCAAAUCUUACUCUUUUUUUAUUUUGAGCAGGUUAUUUUGAAGACAAAGGUGUAAACAGAGUGGUCACUUAUGUAUUUUGUCACUUGUGAAGUUUGUUUUUGUGCUGCAGCACCCCGUUUCCAAUCAGCCUCUAAUCCCCUUUACUUGUUCUGUGUGCUUUUUGACCUGUUAAAGUGCUUCUUAUGAAUAAGAUAUUUUAUGUAUAGAAGUAUUUGCUAUGGGGGGGGGGGGGG